GAAGCCAAACAGACAAUGGAUCCAAAAAGUCAGAGAGUGAAGCUUAAUGAUGGCCACUUCAUUCCUGCCUUGGGAUUUGGCACCGGUGCACCUCCAGAGGUUCCUAAGAGUGAAGCUGUGGAGGUCACCAAAUUUGCUAUAGAGGCUGGGUUCCGACAUAUUGACAGUGCUCAUGCAUACCAAAAUGAAGAGCAGGUUGGCCAGGCCAUUCGAAGCAAGAUUGCUGAUGGCACUGUGAAGAGAGAAGACAUAUUCUACACUUCAAAGGUUUGGUCCACGUCCCUUCGUCCGGAGUUGGUCCGACCAGCGUUGGAAAAGUCACUGAAAGAUCUUCAACUGGACUAUGUCGAUCUCUACAUUAUUCAUCAACCAGUGGCUUUGAUGCCAGGGGAGGCAAUUUUCCCAACAGAUGAAAAUGGAAAACCGAUAUUUGACUCCGUGGAUCUCUGUCACACGUGGGAGGCCCUGGAGAAGUGUAAGGAUGCAGGGCUGACCAAGUCCAUCGGGGUGUCCAACUUCAACCACAAGCAGCUGGAGAAGAUCCUGAACAAGCCGGGGCUCAAGUAUAAGCCCGUCUGCAAUCAGGUGGAAUGUCACCCUUAUCUCAACCAGAGCAAACUGCUGGAGUUUUGCAAGUCACACGAUAUUGUCCUGGUUGCCUAUGGUGCUCUGGGAGCCCAACGAACAUUACAAUGGGUGAACCCAAACCUCCCCUUUCUCUUGGAGGACCCAGUUCUCUCUGCCAUUGCCAAAAAGCACAAGCAAACCCCAGCUCUAGUUGCCCUUCGCUACCAGAUACAACGUGGGGUUGUGGUUCUGGCCAAGAGUUACAACAGGAAGCGGAUAAAAGAGAACAUACAGGUGUUUGACUUUGAACUGACUCCAGAAGAGAUGAAAGCAAUCGAAGGCCUCAAUAGCAAUAUAAGAUACUAUGAUUUGCAACAUUUUGUCAAUCAUCCUGAGUAUCCAUAUUCUGAAGAAUAUUGACUGUGAGCUGUCCACCAUGCAUUCUACCAGAAC
Budorcas taxicolor (takin) is the source of this 1020-nucleotide messenger RNA. Its product is annotated as dihydrodiol dehydrogenase 3-like. The transcript is spliced from 9 exons. Gene Ontology annotation, biological process: doxorubicin metabolic process; prostaglandin metabolic process; progesterone metabolic process. The record is from RefSeq and is a predicted model, not a curated record. The coding region runs from base 16 to 987 and encodes 323 amino acids. Gene Ontology annotation, molecular function: androsterone dehydrogenase [NAD(P)+] activity; bile acid binding; ketosteroid monooxygenase activity. Lineage: Eukaryota; Metazoa; Chordata; Mammalia; Artiodactyla; Bovidae. Gene Ontology annotation, cellular component: cytosol.